This is a messenger RNA of Entelurus aequoreus (snake pipefish), 2202 nucleotides long. RefSeq names its product phenylethanolamine N-methyltransferase-like. Bases 117 to 1082 code for a protein of 321 amino acids. Lineage: Eukaryota; Metazoa; Chordata; Actinopteri; Syngnathiformes; Syngnathidae. Gene Ontology annotation, molecular function: phenylethanolamine N-methyltransferase activity. Gene Ontology annotation, cellular component: cytosol. The record is from RefSeq and is a predicted model, not a curated record. The transcript has 4 exons.
AUGGGCAGGCAAAGACAAACAGGGAUGGAUGGUGAAGAUAGAGGCCUGCAUGCAGGGCGAGGUCACCUGAAAAGCAAUGAGGAGUCCAUUAGCGUUGCUGAAAGCCCUCUAAUCUGAUGGCAUCAGUGCUUGAGGGCAGAGAAAGAAAGCACAAACAAAGUUAUCAGGACACCAUAGCCCAAAAAAAAGCACCCAGGCACCCCUGCAGAUAUGACUAUAUAAGGGGGCUCCUGAUGCACCUGGAAGCUGAGAGGCGAACCAUGGAAGACAAGGCUACAGAAAAUGGAGUGGCAGCCAUGGCCGCCUGCUACCAGCGCUUUGACCCGUCGGCGUACCUGCAGUACAACUACACUCCACCGCGGGCUGACUUUGACCGGAAGGACAGCAUUGUGCCCUGGAAACUGGCGUGCUUGCAUAGAGCCUUCACGGAAGGUGACGUGAGCGGCAAGCUGCUGGUGGACAUCGGAUCGGGUCCCACCCUGUACCAGGUCCUGAGUGGCUGCGAGGUCUUCAACGAGGUGGUCCUCACAGACUUCCUGGAGGUCAACCGCAAGGAGUUGAGGCGCUGGCUGCAGGGCGAGGAAGCCUGCAGCCUGGACUGGACGCCAUACCUGCAGCACGUCUGCAAGCUGGAGGGGCGACGGCCCUCGGCAUGGACAGAGAAAGCCGCCAAGCUCCGCCGGGCGAUCACCGACAUCCUCCCGGUGGACGUGCACCGUCCUCAGCCCCUGGAUCCUCGAGUCCUGCCCCCCGCGGGGGCCGACUGCCUGGUGUCCUGCUUCUGCCUGGAGAGCGUGAGCCCAGACCUGGCCGCCUUCACCAAGGCCCUGGGCCACAUUCAGAACCUGCUCCGGCCCGGCGGCCACCUCCUGCUCAUCGGCGCCUUGGGAGAGAGCUUCUAUUUUGGGGGGCCCGGGGUAAAGAUACCCGUGGUCCCGCUGGAUGAGGCGGAGGUGUGCGCCAGUCUUAAGGAGAGCGGCUACACCCUGAUCAGACUGGAGGUGUACACCCUGCCCCAGGACAUGAGAGUGGGGGUGGAUGACGUCACCGGGGUGUUUUUUGCCAAGGCCAGGAAGGACUAAACAGUGUACUCUAGUGUAAAAGUGAUGGACAAGACGCCAGCUGGUGUUGGAAUGUGAUCACACAGUGCUCCCUGCAGUCCAAACGACGUCAUUACAGCAGAUGAGUCUUUUAAAAAAGUAUUUAUUCCAGAUUACAUGAAAUAUGUAAGUAAAUAUUAUUCAAAAAAUAUGAAUAACAUCAUAGUACAUUUUAAUGUGUUUAAAAAUGUUAUGAAAAAAGAUCAUAUAUUCUGCAACAUAUAUUCUUCCUGACCUUUUUUCACCAAAGUAAAGUAUACAGACAAUAUGGGGGAAAAAAGAAAUUGCUAACUUUAUUAAGAAUAAAAAUUGGUGCAGAAAAAAUAAUUAUAAACUGGAAGUGUCCUCUUUUAGAAUUAUAACAAAGAUGCGUUAUUUGAUACAAAUGACUCUAUAAACUUUAUUUUGUACUCUCCAUUACUAAAUCCGCUGUGGGUCAAAUAUGUAUUAAUGUACGUACUGUAUAUGUAUAUAUAAUGCAUUUAAUAACACCAUUUAAGAGCGUAGCAUAAUAAAGUGUUUAAAACGUAGUGGUGGGUCGUCGGGGCCAGCAAGGCCUUCUCUCCUGGCCUAAAAUAACCAGAAAUCAUGAUCAUAAUUAAAGCUAAAAUUAUUUUUUAUUUGUACUUUCCCUAAAUAUCUAAAAGUAUUCAUAUUCUCUUCAUGUUGUAUUAAGCUCCUUCCAGUGCUGUUGUUUUUAGGUUAGAGUUUGUAUCCAAUCAGAAUUCAGCAAGUUUAUGUUGCCAUGCUGUACCAAAUCUGCCCGGGGUCUUCAGAAUCAACAGUGCAGGCAUCUAUGCACUGUAAGUGAACGGGCACAUACAGUUGAUAGACAGUUGCGAUAGCCAAUCAGAUCACGAGUUGUUGUCAGUAAGGCCUUCUAGCUGGCCUCACGUUGAACGUGACAUUUACGCGUCCUCUGAUUGGAUACUCAUCGGGACCGUUAGCGGAGGAAUUUGAGAACACAUAGAGUUGAGAGACAGUUGCGAUAGCCAAUCAUAUCACAAGUUGUUGACAGUAGCCUAUCUAGGUAGCCUGAUUUUAACGAGACUGCAAUUGGAUACACACUUGUCAUUCCAAAGUGAGUAUCUAAUCACAAGUU